Molecule: messenger RNA, 801 nt
Organism: Notodromas monacha
Lineage: Eukaryota; Metazoa; Arthropoda; Ostracoda; Podocopida; Cyprididae
Source: the annotation of a GenBank genome assembly
AUGGGGCUUCGGUUGGCAGUGGCGGGUCCAUGUCGAGGAACUCAUUGUCGUCCUCUGGAACGGUUGCCAGCUCAACAAGGGCUGCCAGCUGCGGCUUUUGAGUUCUCCGUCGUUCUCAGCAUAGCAGGCACUGGCGUGUCAUUUGGUCAAGUGCAAUACAACCCUCAUUUUGAAAAAGUGGUGUCUUCCAAAGAAAAACCCGGGUGGAACCUGAAGUGCAGUAGAUCUGCGACUACAAAAAUGGAUUUCCUCGCUUGCGCCGCAAUUGGCCUCGGAGGUGGUGCCUUGGCUAUAAUCACAGCUCCAGCUACUCUGGCUGCUGUAGGAUUCGGUGCUGGUGGAGUACUUGCUGGUUCGAUUGCCGCUGGGGUGCAUUCUGCAAUUCUGCAGAAGGCAGUGCUUUUGCACUUGCGCAGAGUGCAGGUGCUGGUGGACUUGGCACUGCUGCCACGCAGCAGCUUGGGGUUGCUCUCAUUCUCUGCAAUUGCUGCUGCCGCUGCUAUGGGAACUGGUGGUUUGGCCAUAGUCGGAGCUCCACUCGUACUGGCUGCUGUUGGAUUCACUGCCAAAGGAAUAGCUGCUGGUUCAAUGGCUGCUGGGGUGCAGGCUGGAAUUGGUAACGUCGCAGCAGGCAGUGUUUUUGCNCAAUGGCUGCUGGGGUGCAGGCUGGAAUUGGUAACGUCGCAGCAGGCAGUGUUUUUGCCCUUGCGCAGAGUGCGGGUGCUGCUGGACUUGGCACUGCUGCUUCAGCAGCUGUUGGAGCAGCUGGUGCAACUGUUGGUGCUGCGGCAACAACCUUAG